This is a messenger RNA of Dissoconium aciculare CBS 342.82, 1350 nucleotides long. Its product is annotated as 2-phosphoglycolate phosphatase. Gene Ontology annotation, molecular function: alkaline phosphatase activity; phosphoglycolate phosphatase activity. The record is from RefSeq and is a predicted model, not a curated record. Bases 75 to 992 code for a protein of 305 amino acids. NCBI's taxonomy places the organism in Eukaryota, Fungi, Ascomycota, Dothideomycetes, Mycosphaerellales, Dissoconiaceae. The transcript is spliced from 4 exons.
CAGUUCUGCCCUGACAUCGCUGCAGAACAUUGGAUCGGGCUCUGUACAGUAGCACAGAUUGGUUGUUCGACACAAUGCCGGCCGAAUAUCUCAACAGUCGAGCGAGCAUCGACGCCUUUAUCGACCGCUUCGAUGUAUUUCUCUUUGAUUGUGAUGGUGUCUUGUGGUCCGGUGAACAUGUAUUUCCUCGCGUUGCAGAGGCUAUUGAUCUCUUGAGAUCACGAGGCAAGCAGCUCGUCUUCGUCACCAACAACAGCACCAAGUCUCGAAGCGACUACAAGAAGAAGUUUGAUAAAGUUGGCAUCCGAGCCGAAGAGGAAGAGGUGUUCGGCUCGAGCUACAGCGCAGCAGUCUACAUCGCACGCAUCAUGAAGCUUUCCGCGCCAAAGAACAAAGUCUUCGUGUUGGGCGAGACGGGUAUCGAGCAGGAGCUCGCCUCCGAAGGCGUUCCAUACAUCGGUGGCACAGACGUGGCAUUCCGCCGGGAUAUCACUGAUGCGGACUACCGUGGCAUCGCAGACGGCUCACUUCUGGAUCCUGAUGUAGCCGUCGUGCUCGCGGGUUUGGACUUCCAUCCAAGCUACCUCAAGUGGGCGCUCGGCCAGGCAUACGUCCGAGCGGGCGCGGAUUUCCUAGCGACCAACAUCGACACGACGUUACCGAGCGCCGGUACCUUGUUCCCGGGCGCGGGCGCGACGUUUGCGCCCCUGGUCGCAGCUGUCGGCCACGAACCGCUCUCGCUCGGCAAGCCCAGCCAGGCCAUGAUGGAUGCUAUCGAAGGUCGUUUUCAAUUUGACCGGAAGCGGGCGUGCAUGGUCGGCGACCGGCUCAACACGGACAUUCAAUUUGGCAUCAAGGGCGGCCUCGGAGGAACAUUGGCAGUGUUGACUGGAGUCAGCAAGAAGGAAGAUUUCCUGGCGGCAGAUGCGUCUGUGGUUCCGAGCGCGUAUAUUGACCAGCUCGGUGAUCUGGUGGGCCGUGAAGAUGCGUGAUACGCGUGAGGCUCGGAGGCGGCGAGCACGGAAGAUUUGCUGUUAUCUGCUUAAGCGAUCGGCCUUGCCAUCCACGCGACAGCUGGAAAUUGCGAUGAUAGAAUUUGAUCACGUCUUUUGUUGACAAGUCACAGUAAUCCUGGCAGUUCGGAGUUCUGGCCAGCCAUUGCAAAUGCUCGCUGAAGACGGGCCGAUUAUUGACGCAGCGCGCCCGCUUACAAUAGGUGAUGAUAGAUCCCACAGUCGAAGUCCGUUCGAUCGCCGGCUGUCCAAUGUUCUGCUGAUGCAAAUGGCAUUGAUGACCGUCCACUUGUACUUUGCUUGCGCUCCUUUAUGAUUGAUAACCAAGAUCUUGCAC